CAAUAAAGUGAUCAAAAUACCUAGUACUAAUUGCAAUAGAAUCGGAAUUGUAAAUCAUUUUGCAUUCAUUUCUCUUUUUUAUUAAUUUUAUUGAGUUGUUUUUUUUUUCUUGAUGUUGUAGAAUUAGAAUUAGAAUAUUAAAUUAUAUAAUGCUGGCUGUGAAAUGGGAUCAAAAAGAGGUUUUGCUAUUACAAUUCGUAGGACAGAAGUUAUUGUUCAAAUACCAUUGAAAGAUUUACAAGAUGAUGUACAAUCCUAUCCUUUGGACAGUGGAACUUUAGUUCGUACAAGUGAAAAAGUGAAUAAUUUCAAAAAUGUUUUAAUUCAAAUUAUAGAUUAUUUUAAUAAGAACCCAGCUUAUGAUAAUUUAUAUAAAUGCAAAUGCUCUGAUUUAAAAGAAGUUUCUGAAGAUUGUUGGCCAUUUUUGAUUGCUAUUAAAGAUGCCAAAGAAAGAUUAAGAUUUGCUCAGGAUAAUGAAUUAAUAAAAUAUUGUUUAUUUAAAAAAGUCAAAGAUAUAUUAUUAAUUUCCGGAAGGAAAUUUAAAAAAACAGAAUCCUAUUGUGGUAUAAUAAGGCAUAUUGGUCUUGUGCCUGAAAUUGGCCCCGGAUAUUAUUUUGCAAUUGAAAUAUUGACUUUGGGGAAUGGAUAUUCUCCUCAAGCCGAUGAAAUAAUAGAUUUUGCUGAAAAAUAUACAAAAUGUGAUGCUCAUCUAUCUCUUAUUGUAACUGCAAAUUAUAUUGAACAGGAUACAGAAACGCUUUCCAAACCUAAGUUUUCAACACGUGAUCUAUUGUGUGGAACAUUAGAUCGUGCUAGAUCAGCUUUAGGUUUCACUUCUACAACCACCGCUAACGAUAAUUUUUACAGCAAUAUAAAAACCUUUAAUAGACAAUCACCCAAACGGCACUCAUUAAGACAAAAUUCGUCCUCUACUAACAGGAACAGUUAUGUAGAUUCUAAUAGAUUUAGUUUAUUAGCAGCAAUUGAUAAUAAUAAUUGCUUAAAUGACAAACAGAAUAAAGAGAAUGAUUUAAAUAUACCUAGUGAUGAUGAAAACCCCGUAAUGGAACAAAAGAAUUUUAAAAAAAAUUUUAAUAGUUGUAAUGCUUCAAGAGUUGUAAAUUCUUCCCAUAUUCCAAAUACCUGUACAACAACGAGAUCUACAUCAAGUACAUCAACAAAUACUCCAUCAUAUAAAAGAAAUAAAGCGACAAAUACUAAUUUUCCUGAUUUAUCGAGCGCUAAUUCAACUAACUCAAAAGAAAAUGGCCACCAUAUUACAUUCAACUUGCCAGGGAAUUGUGAUUCAAAAGAAAGUUCGCAUCAAAGAGACGACGAAAAUUUAAUAACGUUAACAAAUGAGGAAUACGUUAGAUGUGUUGAAAAUUAUGAAAAAAAUUUAGAACAAAAACAGCUUCAUCAGCAACAACAACAGCUACAGCAACAACAACAAUCAAUUAUAAAAUCAUCAAUUAAAACACCAACAAAUAAAAACAUUCCACCGGUUAGCAUAUUAAAGCAACCAAAAUCUAACUUAAAUAAUAGUGGAAAUAUUAAUACAAGUAAUUCAAAUUUAAGUAAUAAAAAAAAGCCAUUGGCUUCUGGAACGACGACUGUUAAACCAAAUACCAUAUUGAGCCUUGAAGAUCGUGAUAUUGUUGUGAUCGAUACAGCGGAUAUUAAAGAAUCAACUAUGAAUGAAAGUAAGGUUAUUGUUCUAGAUAAUCCAAGAAAUGAAGUUGAUUUGGCUGAUUUAUUGGGUACAAAUUGGCCUUCUACAGCUGGUGAUGCAGCAUUAGUAUUAAAUACUGAUAAAAGUAGUUCUGUGCAUAUAAGUAGUAGUAGCAAUAGUAGUGUUAGCAGUUUUGGGAAAAGUGAAAGAAAUAAAUCAGCAAAUCCAAUUUCACAUAUUAUGAGUUCCAAAUCAAAUAUAGAUAAUAAGCGUAAUAAAGAGAAUAUGAAGCAUGUAAAUGAAGCAAUAAGUAAUAAUAGUUCAUUUGAUGAUUCUUCAAUUAUAGGGGGUUUAAGAAAUUCAAAUAUUGGAAGAGGAAAUAAAGAAAAAAAGUUGAAAAAUAUUGAGCCAUUAUAUGACAAUACAAAUUUAAUUUCAUCACAAGUACAAGCACAAAAUGUAAUGCAUAAUGAGCCUGAAGAUAUUUUUGUACCGCCAUCACCAUUAAGUGAAAUUCCAGAUGAUACAGGUUUAGGUGUAGGAUCAAUGGUUGAAGUUUCUACGGAUGUUUGUGAGGAUUUAUAUGGUGUAAUUAAAUGGAUUGGUGUCCCACAAGGAUCGAAAAAUGUCAUGGUUGGAGUUGAAUUGGAAGAUGAUCCAGGUGAAAGACCAUUAAAUUUAACUGAUGGUGUACAUAAUGGAGUAAGAUAUUUUAAAUGUCCUGAAGGAAGAGCAAUAUUCAUUCACCCAAGUCAAUGUUCUAUCGAUCGAAGAUUUUUAGAAAUUGAAGUUCCUUCUUCACAAGCGUCUUCAGUCAUUGGAGCAACUGGUAUAUCAAAUAAUUUACCUAUUAAUAUUAGUGGAAAAAAUGCAAAAGCUUUAGAUGCAAAAAUGUUUGGUCAAGUAGAAUGUCCACCAGUUGUGGGCUCGGUUGCUCCCUUAAAAAUUUUAAAUCUUGAUGAAUUGGAAGAAAUAUGUGGGAAAUUUAAAGGAAUUCAGGGUCAUCACAAUUCAUGCUAUUUAGAUGCCACACUAUUUGCAAUGUUUACAUUCACUAGUGUUUUUGAUUCCUUAUUAUUUAGACCACCAGAACCAGAGGAUAUUUCACAUUACGAAGAAGUCCAAAAAGUUUUAAGGGAAGAAAUUGUAAAUCCAUUACGUAAAAAUGUUUUUGUAAGAGCUGACAGAGUUAUGAAACUGAGGCAACUAUUAGAAAAACUAAGUUCCGUAACUGGUUUAACAUGUGAAGAAAAAGAUCCUGAAGAAUUUUUAAAUAGCUUGUUAGCACAAAUAUUAAGAGCAGACCCAUUUCUUAAAUUAAGUUCCGGGCAAGAUACAUUUUUUUAUCAAUUAUUUGUUGAAAAAGAUGAACGUUUAUCAUUUCCAUCAGUACAACAGCUUUUUGAACAAAGUUUUUUAGCAUCAGAUAUUAAACUGAAAGAAGUACCAUCGUGUCUUAUAAUACAAAUGCCACGUUUUGGAAAAAAUUUUAAAAUGUAUCCAAGAAUUUUACCAUCCCAAGUGCUUGAUGUUACUGAUAUUAUAGAAGAUUCUCCAAGACAAUGUUCUGUGUGUGGAAAAUUAGCAGAGUAUGAAUGUCGUGAAUGUUUUGGUAUGUUACAGUGUGGUGUUGGAUUAGAAAGUACAGCUUUUUGUAAAAAAUGUUUGGAAACCGUUCAUUCCCAUGCUAAAAGGGCAAAUCAUACCCCAAAAGAAAUAUCUGUGCCACAAGAUUUUAAAAUAAUGGCAGAACAUUUAAAUGUUCCACGUUUAUUUAUGGAAUUAUUUGCUGUAGUUUGUAUUGAAACAUCACAUUAUGUUGCAUUUGUUAAAGCUGGUUCUGGUUUAGAUGCACCAUGGUGUUUUUUUGAUUCAAUGGCUGAUAGAAAAGGGGAACAAAAUGGAUAUAAUAUUCCUGAAUUGGUUACUGUACCAGAUUUACCUCAAUGGCUAUCUGAAGAAGGUGCACGUACAAUAAAUGAGGCAGCUGCAAAUGAUAAAAUGCUACCAGAACUUGCAAAAAGACUUCUUUGUGAUGCAUAUAUGUGCAUGUAUCAAAGUACAGAUGUAAUGAUGUAUCGAUAGAUUUGAUUAUAUAUUUUUUGAAAUCUAAAUGGUAAAAAGAAAUUUGGAAAAAUAUUUAAUGUAUUAUUUUAAAAAAAAAAGGAAAAAAAAAUCUAUAAAAAAAAAAAGAAAAAAUAAAAAAAAUUAUUUAUCGGUUUUUUUGUUUAAUUAAACUUUUGUUAAAGAAAAAAAAAAUUAUAAGUAUAUUCAUAUAUUUACGUAGUAUUUUAUUAUUACUUUAAAGAAUGAAAUGGGAUUAAAAAAGGAAUACUUUCAAUUGUAUUUUAUUAUAUUAUAUUAUAUUAUAUUGUAAUAUAUUAAUUAUAUUAUAUUAUAUUCUAUUA
Messenger RNA from Condylostylus longicornis, 4080 nucleotides. RefSeq lists its product as uncharacterized. Gene Ontology annotation, biological process: protein K63-linked deubiquitination. The coding region runs from base 164 to 3757 and encodes 1197 amino acids. The transcript is spliced from 11 exons. The record is from RefSeq and is a predicted model, not a curated record. Gene Ontology annotation, molecular function: K63-linked deubiquitinase activity; cysteine-type deubiquitinase activity. Gene Ontology annotation, cellular component: cytosol. Lineage: Eukaryota; Metazoa; Arthropoda; Insecta; Diptera; Dolichopodidae.